CAGACCAUGAGUUUUUCCCACUCAAAAAGGACAACGCGUCUGCAUUUAGAGGAACUUUCACAGGUUCAAAAUGUUAACCAGCUGGUUAACUUUCACAGCUGUUCUGGUCAGCUCAGCAAAUCCAGAGAGAGCAGCCAUUGGCCGGGGCACUCUGACUGUCACACCAACCUGCAGGGUCAAAGGUCAUCUUGAGGCAGAGCUGACUUUAAACUGUGGAGACGGAAAGAACGCAGGUGUGGUCCAGUACUGGCACACCCCCUUUGGAUACUACAAGACGCCUGGUUUCCACAGUAAACUGGACCCUGUCUUUAUGCACCAUGAUGGGAGUCUGGUGGUCCCCAACUCCAGCAUCCUGCACAUCGGCCUGUACUACUGCCUCCUGCAGCACACAGAGGGAAGCACGCUGUGGCCUUACCAGCUCCACAUUGGGCAUGACAAUCCAAAGAACCGGGAUCACAGCGAACACAAGCAGAGUGAUGAUGCAUUCAGGUUCAGGAGGGAUGUUGAGUCUUUGAAGGAGCAGCAAGGAGGAGUUUCAGAUGGUGUGUUUGCAGGAGCCGUUGCGGCAUCAGUGCUGCUGACGUUUGUGCUGGGCUUCAGUGCUGGAGCGCUGAGCAGGACUCAUGUUCUCAGGUGUUUAGGGGCAAUCACAAUGAAGUUUCGAUCAUCUGACCAACAACAAACUGACACAUCGGACCGCAGCAGUGUCACCAUGAUAACCCUGCCGCCCAUUUACGACAACCAGGCCUUCGAGAUGGAGCGGGUGUGGGACGACGCUGACUCUGCAAAUUGUGGAGCCAUGGAGACAACAAAUUCAUCAUCAACCUCUUCUCCUCCUGCCAAACCUCAGAGAAGCUUCCGGGAGAAACGACAGGAGGAGCAGGAAACUACAGCCUAUCUGGAGGGAUGUGACUACAGGAAAGAGGAGCAGAAAGCGAUGGAGGAGGAGGAGUUGGUGGCAGGAAGAAGUCUGGAGGAAAAUGACAAAGAGUGUGCUGGGGAGGCAGAGGAGGAGGAGGAAAGACAGAUCAGUGGUUUAUAUCUAUCAGGGGAGGAUGGUGGGAGACAAACUAAUGAAGACGAGUGCAGUGAGGGAGAAGAAGAGAGAGAUGAAAGAGAGGAAGAGGUGCAGGAGGCAGGUGAGCAGGACAAUAGGAGCAAGGAGGAUGGAGAGGAGAGGACGGAAGGUGAGGAGAAGGCAUGUGGUAAUAGGGAGAAAGGGAGUGAGGAGAAGGAAGAGGUAGAUGAUGGAGAACAGGAGAGGAGAGAUGGGAAGGAGGAGGAAGAUGAUGGAGAACAGGAGAAGAGAGAUGAGAAGGAGGAGGAAGAUGAUGGAGAACAGGAGAGGAGAGAUGAGAAGGAGGAGGAAGAUGAUCGACAACAGAAGGCAAGAGAGGAGGACAGAGAAACAGACAUUUCCAAUGAAGAAGAUGAGACAGACAGUAAAAGAGAAGGACCCUCUUCCUCCCCGGGCCCUCGCAGACGCGUCAUUCGCCUGUACCAGUAUGACGAGAGCGGCCAGCGAUAUCGUCACCUUCCAGAGCCCGCCCCCAGUGAGCCUGGCCCCGCCCCUAAGCUCAAACAGCGCUCCCUCUCUUUGACACGCCUAAACGCCAUCAUGGCCGCCGCCUCUGCAGGGCCCAUGGACACGAGAGAGACAGGCAGGGAGGAGAGGCCACACUUCCACAUGGAGAUAUAACAGAGGGUGGAAAAAAUGGCAUCGUGUCAGUUUAAGUGUACGCCAUAUUCAGAAUAUUUUAACUGUUUUACCUUGCUGUCAGACAGCCUUUUCCAAUGGGGAACUGAAGUCGUUAUCUGACCAGACUCCUUUGACAAAAACAGUAAUUUUAC
Molecule: messenger RNA, 1851 nt
Organism: Centropristis striata (black sea bass)
Lineage: Eukaryota; Metazoa; Chordata; Actinopteri; Perciformes; Serranidae
Product: RNA polymerase-associated protein LEO1
Exons: 4
Coding region: 71-1699 (542 amino acids)
Source: RefSeq, a predicted model, not a curated record